Messenger RNA from Microdochium trichocladiopsis, 787 nucleotides. RefSeq lists its product as uncharacterized. NCBI's taxonomy places the organism in Eukaryota, Fungi, Ascomycota, Sordariomycetes, Xylariales, Microdochiaceae. The record is from RefSeq and is a predicted model, not a curated record. The transcript has a single exon. The coding region runs from base 124 to 732 and encodes 202 amino acids.
GGUAGCUUGUCCGAAGGACAUACCGGAAAGAGAACUAAAUGCCCUGUAACAUCCACUGAUACCGAGAGAUCUCCUCUUGUGGGCUGGGAAGCACAAUCGUGUGAUUUCUUGCUGCUGCGCGAGAUGAGCGACUAUCUCGAGACCAAGAGCAGCUUGUCCUUUAGGACAAACAUGAUCACCCUGUCUGCAUUCGCGGAUGUCCUACGCAGCGACCCGGAAUCGUUUGGCUUCACAUUCUGGGGUCCACGAGAGAUAUUUCGCCAGGCCCUCCAGUACGGCAACGACGCCCUCGCGGAGGACUCACAGGCUGCGUUUGCAGAGAUCAACAACCUCGGCCUGUGGGCUCACUCUGACGUGGCAGAGAAGUUUUGGAAGGUCGAGCCGGACGGCCAGCUCGGCCUCAUGUUUCGUGAGGAAGUUCUCAAGGCUGGCAUCGCCGAGUUCGUGCAUGCCAAGCUCCGGGACAGCGCGACGUACUUUGACGGUCUUAGCGGCUCGCCUCUUAAGGUGAUUCUCCGGGAGGCCAACCUCGGACCGCAACAUCUCCGCAUCAUGGAGAGUAUUAUCAAGGCGGACAGGGCGAUGAAAGUUCAUGAGCCUGUAGGCAAUAUGUGUUUCUGUGAUUGUUGCACAGUAGAAUAUCCAGAGAAGGGGGAGGCUAACCACUACUGCAGUGCUACCUACCGACGAGAUUCAAUGGGGCCAUGUACGGCAUAUUCCUCGAUCACGUAGCCGAGAAUGAGGUACUACCAAGCGUUGCAGAAACCGCCCUCGACGAGCUUGUACC